Cantharellus anzutake is the source of this 710-nucleotide messenger RNA. RefSeq names its product calmodulin-like protein. The record is from RefSeq and is a predicted model, not a curated record. NCBI's taxonomy places the organism in Eukaryota, Fungi, Basidiomycota, Agaricomycetes, Cantharellales, Hydnaceae. The transcript has a single exon. The coding region runs from base 276 to 560 and encodes 94 amino acids. Gene Ontology annotation, molecular function: calcium ion binding.
GUCACAGAAGAGAUUGCCGGUAAGCUCUUGGGACUCGGCACCUCUGCAACCUGACCCUACGAUAUUUCGCCAGCUUAUACGGAUGCAUUUUUCGUGUUCGAUAAAGGUGCAUAUCUGCACACCCUCGCGACGCCAACCUGAAUGACAUCGUGACCUGAACUAUUAUUCAUCUUCAAGAUCGAAAUGGACACAUCACGAUAUUGGAGCUUGAAGAGGUCUUCAAUUCCUUAGGGAAGCGAUCUACAUUUGAGGAGCUCCAAGCGCGUAUUAGAGAUAUGGACACGGAUGGGAACGGCACUAUCGAGCUUGAUGAGUAUCUCGCUGCCAUGGCGCGCCCGGUCUCGCUGAACCACGGCGAAGGACUGGAGGAGUUGAAAGAAACAUUCCGGAUGUUCGAUAGGGAUGGUAGUGGACAGAUCAGUAAAGAAGAGCUGGAAGCGAUAAUGAAACAGCUUGGGAAAAAUCUUACGGACGAGGAGCUUGAGCAAAUGAUUAAGGAAGUAGAUACGGACGGCGAUGGGCAUGUGGACUUUGAGGAGUUUAGAAAGGUUCGUGGUUGAUUAAUAGGAGUGAUAUGUAGGCAGAUUAUGACAAUCGUUUUCCUCAUGCAGAUGAUGGUGGACUAAAAGCUGACAAUAAUGCUUGGGUGUUGUAUUUCUAUUGCUGUGCGGGAAUACCGCCACGAUGUAAUUUCCUGCUUGCUCAAGUUG